Molecule: messenger RNA, 3119 nt
Organism: Artibeus jamaicensis (Jamaican fruit-eating bat)
Lineage: Eukaryota; Metazoa; Chordata; Mammalia; Chiroptera; Phyllostomidae
Gene: TPX2
Product: TPX2 microtubule nucleation factor
Exons: 18
Coding region: 184-2415 (743 amino acids)
Biological process (GO): regulation of mitotic spindle organization; activation of protein kinase activity
Cellular component (GO): spindle; microtubule
Source: RefSeq, a predicted model, not a curated record
GACUGGAGACCCUGGGUUCAAAUUUUCAACGGUACUCCAUGAAUCCCGCGGCGUUUCUUGCGGGUGCUUCGCCGUUGCAGCUGAGUCCAGGUUACUGGAAAACUUGCUAGACUUCAAGAUUUCAAAAGAGACGCAAGAUUGCAAGUGUGAUUGGACUGACAGAUUAAACCACAGGUGGGGACAAUGUCGCAGGUUAAAGCCUCGUACUCCUAUGAUGCUCCCACGGACUUCAUCAAUUUUACAUCUUUGGAUGAUGAGGAAGACACCCAGAACAUAGAUUCCUGGUUUGAGGAGAAGGCCAAUUUGGAGAUUAAGUUUCCUGGGAAGAAUGGGACGGGGCUUUUUCCAGACAAAACUCCUUUGAGAAAGGCAAAUCCUCAGCAAGCUGCUGUCACACCUUUGAGACCAGCUGACAACACUUAUUACAAAGAAUCAGAAAAAGAGAAUCUGGUGCAACAGUCCAUUCCCUCAAAUGCUUGUUCUUCCCUGAAAGUCAAGGGAACCACCUCAAGAAAUACUCCAUCCCAGGCUCAGAGAAGAUCCGUUAGACUCUCUGCUCGGAAGAAUUUGGCCCAGAAAGAAAAACAAGUGAAAACGACAGCUAAGAGAUGUUCUAAUCCUGGAAUCACCAGUGAAACUCCACCCUCUAAAAGAAUGAGAGUCUCUAACAAUAAGAAGAAGCCAGAAGAGGAAGAUAGUGCUCAUCAAGAUAUGUCUGGAAAGAACGAGUCGUCCCCAGAGAAAGCCAAGGGCAGACACAUUGUGCCUUGUGUACCACCCGUGAGGCAGAAGAUUCUAAAAAGUACCGAGGAGCAAGAGUUGGAGAAAAGCAUGAAAAUGCAGCAGGAGGUGAUGGAGAUGCGGAAAAAGAACGAAGAAUUCAAGAAAUUUGCUCUCGCAGGAGCAGGACAACCCGUGAAGAAAUCAGUGAGCCAGGUAACCAAAUCAGUCAACUUCCACUUCCGCACAGAUGAGCGAAUCAAACAACAUCCUCAGAACCAGGAGGAGUAUAAGGAAGCGAACUUUAUAUCUGAACUGCGAAAGCAUCCUCCGUCUCCUGCCCAAGUGACUAAGGGAUGCACCAUCAUAAAGCCUUUCAACCUGUCCCAAGGAAAGAAAAGGACAUUUGAUGAAACUUCUUCUUCAUAUGUGCCUCUUGCACAGCAGGUUGAAGCCUUCUAUAAACGAACCCCUAAUAGAUAUCACUUGAGGAGCAAGAAGGAUGAUAUUACUCUGUUACCCUCCAAAUCUGCUGUGGCCAAGAUUUGCAGAGACCCACAGACUCCUGUGUUGCUAACCAAACAGCGCACAAGGCCCGUGACCUGCAAAAGUUCAGCGGAUCAGGAGGCUGAGGAGCUGGAGAAACUGCAACAAUACAAAUUCAAAGCACGGGAACUUGAUCCGAGAAUUCUUGAAGGUGGGCCCAUCUUGCCCAAGAAGCCAGCUGUGAAGCCGCCCACUCAGCCCAUUGGCUUUGAUUUGGAGAUUGAGAAGAGAAUCCAGGAGCGUGAAUCAAAGAAGAAAUCAGAGGAGGAAUACUUUGAAUUUCAUUCCAGACCUUGCCCGACUAAGAUCUUGGAAGAUGUUGUGGGUGUUCCUGAAAAGAAAGUACUUCCCAUCACCGUGCCCAAGUCACCAGCCUUUGCGUUAAAGAACAGAAUCCGAAUGCCCGCCAAUGAUGAGGAAGAGGAGCCAGUAGUGAUAAGAGCUCAACCCGUGCCACAUUUUGGGGUGCCUUUUAAGCCCCAUAUCCCAGAAGCAAAAACUGUGGAAAUAUGCCCUUUCUCAUUUGAUUCUCGAGACAAAGAACAUCAGUUACAGAAGGAAAAGAAAAUAAAAGAACUGCAGAAAGGGGAGGUACCCAAGUUCAAGGCACUUCCUUUGCCUCAUUUUGACACUGUUAGCCUGCCCGAGAAGAAGGUGAAGAAUGCAACCCAGGUUGAGCCUUUCUGCUUGGAGACUGAUAAAAGAGGUGCCAUGAAGGCACAGACUUGGAAGCAUCAGCUGGAGGAAGAGCUGAGACAACAGAAAGAAGCAGCUUGCUUCAAGGCUCGUCCAAACACCGUCAUCUCGCAGGAGCCCUUUGUUCCCAAGAAAGAGAAGAAACCCACCGCUGAGGGCCUUUCUGGUUCUCUAGUUCAGGAACCUUUUCAGCUGGCCACUGAGAAGAGAGCCAAGGAGCGGCAGGAGCUGGAGAAGAAAAUGGCCGAGGCAGAAGCCCAGCGGGCACAGCAGCUGGAGGAGGCCCGGCAGCAGGAGGAGGAGCAGCAGAGGAAGGAGCUGGCCAGGCUCCGGAAAGAACUGGUGCACAAGGCAAACCCAAUACGCAAGUACCCGAGCGUGGAGAUCAAGUCAAGUGAGCGGCCUCUGACUGUGCCUGUGUCUCCCAAAUUCUCCACUCGGUUCCACUGCUGAACUCAGCUUCGAGCUGCGGGCGCAGCCUGGGAGCGGAGCCACAUUUUCCAUCGCGCCAGGGACUGCCUCCCUUUGUCCAUCAGGGGCAUGGAGAGAAGCCAUUUCUUCAGACUGUUACCUACCCAUGCCCGACAGAGCGUGCCCGACAGCUGCUGACUGUGUUGAGAACUGUGACCCUACAUUGUUCAGGCUGAUAGUGAGACUCAGCCCAAGUGUGUCUCGGUCAGACUCCAUGUCGGUACUUCUUUGACCCAUCAGUUGACCUUCAAAAUGGGGUUUAACUUUGCCUAGGAUGGAAAGUCUUUAUAUCAGCACAGUGUAAUUUCUCUUGUCCCUUCCCUAACUGCCCCACCUUUUUUUUUCUAUUUUAAAUCAGAAAAUAAAGACAGUUAAAUAUUGAGAUAGGAUUUAACUUACGGCUUCAAGGAGGAACAGUCAGUAUAUCAGAUUCUUGCCUCUUCUCUCCACAAGAUAAAUUUAGAGUUAAGGGGCUCUUUGCCGUGAGGGGGAAGCCCCAUGAGCUGCACGUGAGGAAGGAGACUGUGUGGGCUGGUGGGGACCCUCAGAGCGCCUGGCGAGCUGCAGGCCGAGUGCUGUCUAGGCCCGCUCUCCUGUCCUUGUGCUAAUAGUGACGGGGAGCGCCCAGCGCACCUGUUAGGUCCUACAGUGACCCGGCUGGAAUAAAUAUGUCUGUCUUCCCCUCC